GUUUUCAUUGCAAUACAUUUUUACAUUAUUCCCAUGCUCUCAUUAUUCAGUUUAUCAAUACAUUCAUUUUAUUCUCCUAAGUAAUCGUGUAUAAUACUUAUUCAGUUUAUUAUCAAAACUGUCGAGGUCUCAGAACUAAAACAAAUACUUUAUAUAUGAAUAUUUUAUCGCAAAAUUACGACGUAAUUAUUUUAACAGAAACAUUGUUAUGUCCCGACAUAUCGAAUAACGAAUUUAUAGACAGUCGAUACGUAGUUUUUAGAAGUGACAGGGACCGAGCGGGCAGCGGCCGCGGCGUCGGCGGCGGCGUGCUGGUGGCCGUGCUGCGCGAGCUCGGCGCCGCCGUGUGCGCCCCGCCGCCCGCGCCGCCGGGCCGGUCGACAACUUCUCCGCUCGUUGAUAACAUUGUCGUUUCUCUACCGAUUAGCGCUCAUCAUAAACACAUUAUAAGUGUGGUAUACAUUCCCCCCCGACAACCGGCCAUAACAUAUGAAACUCACUUCGAACAACUCCAGAACAUACUUUUAAAAUCAAACAUAAAAAGUUAUUGGAUUGUAGGCGAUUACAAUUUUUCAUCUUUAGUUUGGAAAACAUGUGGUAAUUUUUCAACUUUGUGUCCGGGUGAACGUGAAUCUAAUCACCAAAAUUGUCUUAAUGAUUUUAUUUCUUUAUUUAAUCUCACACAAUAUAACGUAUUUCCUAACACGCGCGGCAAAAUCCUAGACUUAUUUCUAUCAAACAACACUGAGUGCAUAAGCGCACCUGCCCCCAUCGCACUCGUUCCCCCGGCCGCCCAUCAUCCUCCAUUCUACGUAGUCAUGACCCUACCUAAGACUCAUAAUAAAACAUUAUUUCCCAAACCGACAUACAGGUAUUGCUUCAAUAAAGCCGAUUAUACCACAAUUAAUAACGAUAUUCAUAUGAUUCCAUGGUCAAACCUACUUAUAAAUCUAUCCGCUGAGCGUGCCGUGGAAAUGUUUUACGAACUCAUUUACAAAAUCAAAAAAGAUCGCGUGCCUUAUAAGAAAACACACUCAGAUAAAUUCCCUUGCUGGUUCUCACCUGCAUUAAUUCAUAUAUUUAAAAACAAAAACAAAGCAUGGGUCAAAUGGAAGAAGUACCACAAUCUGAUAGAUUAUGAAACAUUUUCAAAACUUAGGGACAGGUUUAAGACCGAGGCUGCUAAUUGUUACAAAUCCUAUCUUGGACGGGUGGAAGAUAGUAUACCUGCCAAUAUAAAAUACUUUUGGAGCUAUAUUUCUAAUCGCAACCACUCGUCUGAUAUACCUUGCACCAUGAAUUAUCAAAACAUAAGUUCUGAUAAUAAAACACAUAUAUGUAACAUGUUUUCUACUUUUUUCCAAUCAGUCUACCAGCCCUCCACUAUACCUAAAGACUUUUAUGUGUCCGAGAAUAACCCAUCUUCUAAUAUUAAUAUCCACAGUUUACACAUUCCAUCUAGACUUAUCUCACACGAAUUAAAUCAUCUUGAUUUAUCAAAAGGACAAGGUCCCGAUGACAUCCCUCCCAUAUUUCUCAAAAACACAGUAAAAACUAUAACUGCACCUCUAACUAUUUUAUUUAAUAAGUGUUUAAGCGAGGGCGUGUUCCCUUCUAUCUGGAAAACAGCUAACAUAAUUCCAGUACAUAAAGGUGGUUCCAAAAAUAAUGUUGAAAAUUACAGGCCCAUAUCAAUCUUAUCUACUCUGUCAAAGGUCUUCGAGAAGUUAGUACAUAAACUGAUUUACCCCAAUCUGCAUAAUCAAAUUAUUCCCUAUCAACAUGGUUUUGUUAGAAAUAGAUCAACAACCACAAAUCUUCUUAUUUACACUUCAUACUUAUUUGAAAGCAUCGACAACAAUACACAAGUAGAUAGUGUAUACACUGAUUUUCGGAAGGCCUUUGACAGGGUAGAUCAUCAAUUACUGCUGGAAAAGAUUGCUUAUAACGGUAAUAGGGGAAAUCUGUGGCGCUGGUUCAAGUCCUACAUAACUAAUCGAACCCAGAAAGUAACAAUAAACGGAUGUGAAUCUUAUGCUGUAAAAGUCAGUUCUGGCGUCCCACAGGGCUCAAUUCUGGGUCCCUUGUUAUUCACACUUUUUAUAAACGAUAUCAGUAAUUGUUUUAAAUUUUGUAACAUCUUAUUAUACGCAGAUGACUUAAAAAUUUAUCACACCAUUAGUAACGUAAAUGACUGUUAUAGAUUCGCUUCUCAAACUAUUGUUCUAUAAAUAAACUUGACUUAAACUUAGAUAAAUGCAAAAUCAUUAAAUUUUCAAAAAAAAAGAUCGAAUAUAAAUAACCUUUAUACUUUAUGUAACACUGAACUAGAAUUAGUUGAAUCUAUUAGGGACCUUGGAAUUAUACUCGACUCAAAGCUGCACCUUGACAUUCACAUAAAUCACAUCACAAGUAAA
Messenger RNA from Leguminivora glycinivorella, 2417 nucleotides. RefSeq lists its product as uncharacterized. NCBI's taxonomy places the organism in Eukaryota, Metazoa, Arthropoda, Insecta, Lepidoptera, Tortricidae. The transcript is spliced from 2 exons. The coding region runs from base 156 to 2231 and encodes 691 amino acids. The record is from RefSeq and is a predicted model, not a curated record.